This is a messenger RNA of Triticum dicoccoides, 784 nucleotides long. RefSeq lists its product as uncharacterized. Lineage: Eukaryota; Viridiplantae; Streptophyta; Magnoliopsida; Poales; Poaceae. The transcript is spliced from 3 exons. Bases 76 to 618 code for a protein of 180 amino acids. The record is from RefSeq and is a predicted model, not a curated record.
CCCCGCCCCCCUCCUCUGGCCGCCACCAGCAGCAAGCGAGGACCCAGCGACGCUAGCUUGGAUUGGAUCCAUUACAUGGACACCCCGCAAAAGAAGGCUGGAUCCACGGGCAGGAAGAUAGCGUCUCCGUGCCCGGAUGCUGUCCGGCUGGUCAGCCAGCGGACACUCUCCACCGGCUGCUUCUUCCUCGUCAUCUUCGCACUCGACCACGCUUUCGACCACUUCAAUUUCCAAAUCCCGUGCAGCCCGUCCGGGAUCUUUCUGCGGUGCGUCGAGCCCACGGACGCGGUGGCCCUUGCCAACGCCGCCGCGGAAAGCGCCGGCUGGAUCGGGAUGCUAUGGUGCGGCGCGGCACAGACGGCCGCGGCCACGCUGGCUCUGCAUCUCCCAUGCCGCUACCGCCGGGUCCGCCGCGCCCUCGCCUACAUCGCCCGCGCGCUCGCCAUCGUCGGCCACAGCCUGUACGCCCGCGCCACCGUCCUCCUCUACGCCGCGGACCCAGGAUCCCUCUUCGCCGUGAUGGGCUGGACCCUGAUCAUAGUCUUCUUGGCGGUGUUCGACCUCCUCUGCUUCCUGAUCCUCAUGCUGGGACGUGAGGUGAGGACUGAGUGCGACUGAUGAUUAGGGCAAAGCAAUUGAUCGAGUGUGGUGAAUCUAGCUAGCUGCUGUCGCAGUGUUAAUUCUUGUUGAUUGAUACUAGUCACUACUACCACUUACUACCCAGUCCACCAGAUGGGCUAUAUAAUUACUUAAUUAGUACUUUGUAUUGAUCGUGGUCACUCUU